This is a messenger RNA of Pezoporus flaviventris, 490 nucleotides long. RefSeq names its product histone H2B 1/2/3/4/6. The record is from RefSeq and is a predicted model, not a curated record. NCBI's taxonomy places the organism in Eukaryota, Metazoa, Chordata, Aves, Psittaciformes, Psittacidae. Gene Ontology annotation, molecular function: structural constituent of chromatin; DNA binding; protein heterodimerization activity. The transcript has a single exon. Gene Ontology annotation, cellular component: nucleosome. The coding region runs from base 31 to 411 and encodes 126 amino acids.
UCGGAGAGCUAAGGUCUGAUCUUGGGGAAAAUGCCUGAGCCGGCGAAAUCAGCUCCCGCGCCCAAGAAAGGUUCUAAGAAGGCGGUGACCAAGACCCAGAAGAAAGGGGAUAAGAAGCGCAAGAAGAGCCGUAAGGAGAGUUACUCUAUCUACGUGUACAAGGUGCUGAAGCAAGUGCACCCUGACACGGGCAUCUCUUCCAAGGCUAUGGGCAUCAUGAACUCCUUCGUCAACGACAUUUUCGAGCGCAUUGCUGGUGAGGCCUCGCGUUUGGCGCACUACAACAAGCGCUCCACCAUCACCUCUCGGGAGAUCCAGACAGCCGUGCGCCUCUUGCUGCCGGGUGAGCUGGCUAAGCAUGCAGUCUCUGAGGGUACUAAGGCCGUUACCAAGUACACCAGUUCUAAGUAGAGCGUUUCAGUCCGCUUAUUUUAACCCAAAGGCUCUUUUAAGAGCCACCUACUUUCUCAGUAAAGGAGCUGACUGGUUU